Cheilinus undulatus (humphead wrasse) is the source of this 2536-nucleotide messenger RNA. RefSeq names its product gastrula zinc finger protein XlCGF57.1-like. Gene Ontology annotation, biological process: regulation of cytokine production; negative regulation of transcription by RNA polymerase II; regulation of immune system process. The transcript is spliced from 2 exons. Bases 140 to 1783 code for a protein of 547 amino acids. NCBI's taxonomy places the organism in Eukaryota, Metazoa, Chordata, Actinopteri, Labriformes, Labridae. The record is from RefSeq and is a predicted model, not a curated record.
CUUUCGGGGACCGGAAAUCCUUUGUAAACGCCCAGAUUUUACUCUUCUUUGACUCUUGGAUGUUUGUAAAAUGUCUAGGAUUCAGGAUAUUUCAGUUUGUCCUAAAGAGGCCCAACAGCUUUGAGUGAGUGAAGAAGAGAUGUCCACUGAUCUGCAGGAGAGGAACUCCUGUCUGAACCAGGAGAUUACCAAGGCCCCACAUUUUAAAGAGUCACCGGAGGAAUUGUUGAGCAGUCAGGAAGGAAAGCAGUAUCACUGGCUAGAGAAUGCUGAUAAAAUCAAGUUCACUUUUGUUCCUGUCCCUGUCAAGAAUGAAAAAGAUGAAGAGAAACCCCACUCACAGCUUCACCAAAGACCUACUGAACUGAUGGAAACACCAGCUGAUGAGGAAAACUGUGCAGAAGCAGCAGCUUGGUAUGAUGAUCCAGAGGGAGAUUUACAACUAGAGACUGUGGUGAAGAGUGAGGACUCUUCUGAAGCUGACACUGAUGACAGUGCUGAUUGGAGGGAGACUACAGAACAUCAGCCUGGUAUAAACACAGUAGAAAACAUCAAAAAUAAGAGAAGCGAAACUUCUUGGAAGAAGAAACGAUAUCACUGCUCUGAGUGUGGUAGAAUAUAUAAAAUGAAAAGGCAGCUAAUGAAACAUAUGAUACUUCACACAGGAGAAAAACCUGUCAGCUGUUCUAAAUGUGGUAAAAUGUUUUCUCAACGGAGGUUUUUGGCCCAACACAUGAAAAAACACUUAGAAGAGAAACCUGGUCAGCCUGAGUGUGGCAAAGAAAUUGACCAAACCAAUCACAUGUUAGUUCACACAAGACAGAAAUUCUUCAGCUGUACUGUGUGUGGUAAAACAUUCAUCUGUAAAGCUUCCCUGGCCAGACACCGGAGAACUCAUUCAGGAGGGAAACGCUUUGGAUGCUCAAAUUGUGGUAAAACAUUUGACAAUAUGAGUGAUCUGGACAAACACAGGAGAACUCAUUCAAGAAAGAAGCCUUUUAGAUGCUCUGAGUGUGGUAAGAAAUUUAAGAGUCUGGAUUCUGUUGUUACACAUCAUAAGAGAUGUCAUGCAGGAGAAAAAAAGCCAUUCAACUGCUUAGAGUGUGGGAAACAUUUUAAUUCCAAUUGUCAUCUGAAAAAGCACAUGGAUAUCCACUCUAGAGAGAAACUCUUUAACUCCACUGAGUGCAAGAAAGAAUUAAGUCUUAAAGAUUUGGUGAUGAAACAGAUGGAGACCCACACAGCAGAGAAACGCUUCAGCUGCUUUAAGUGUGGAAAAAGUUUUAAGAGUUCAACUAAUCUGUCUAACCAUAAGUUAGUUCACACUAAAACGAAAACCUUUACAUGCUCUGAGUGUGGUAAGCGAUAUCGUCGAAGCAGUUCUUUGACCAAACACAUGAGAACUCAUACAGGAGAGAAACCCUUUGUCUGCUCUGAAUGUGGUAAAAGAUUUGCUGAAAAAAUUCAUGUGGUAGUACACAUGAGAACUCACUCUGGAGAACAGCCCUUCAGCUGCUCUGAAUGUGGUAAAACAUUUAUCUACAAAGCUGGUCUGACCAGACACAUGUUAGUUCACACUAAACAGAAAUCCUUUAUCUGCUCAGAGUGUGGCAAAAACUUUACACUCAGACAACAUCUCACACAACAUAUGAUAACACACUCGGGAGAAAAACCCUUCAGCUGCUCUGAAUGUGGCAAAAAAUUUACACGACAAGGUUAUCUGAAGGUCCACAAGUCAAUUCACAUUAGAGAGAAAGUUGAAACUCAAGGGAUGAAUACAUGAGCUCUAACAGGAGGGAGAAAGCCCUCAGCUGCUCUGACUGUGGUAAAAGAUUUGAGAAGAUUCUCUGACCAGACAUGUUAGUUCACACUUUACAGGAGAGAGAAACUCUUUAACCCUUAGAGCUCACGUGGCACGAAUCCAUGCCACAGGCACACCCCCUUUGUAAAUUGCUUGAUAACUUGUGAACCUUAAGUCAUAGACCCUAACUUGUUUAUUUCCUGUAAGAGCUAUAUGUUGUGCCUUUCUAAAUAUGUUCUUCAUGCAUUCAUAGCUCUUCCAGAACAUUUUGUAAUAAGCCUGGAACUUGGCUGACUUUCCAGGGUCUCUGCAGCAUUGUCGAAUACAACAGGAAGUGACACAUUUUGUAAAAAUGUUGAUAACUUUUGAACCAUAAGUCAGACACUUACUCUUUUUUUCCUCUUAAAGCUGACCAUUUCACUGUUGGUUUGCUACCCUCGAUGUCUCCGUAGCCCUAAAGAACGCCGUUCUAGCGAGCCUGGAACUUUGGUGACUUUUCAGGGUCUUUAUGGAUUAAAUCCACAUUGUUAGAUCAAUAAUAAGCAUCUUUUUGUCCAUUUUUAAUCAAUUUUUGAUCAUUUACGUAGGCUUUCUUCGGUGGGUAGUGCCAUAUUUGUUGAGGGCAAUGUUACAUGCAAUGCACUGAGUGAGAGACUGUCCUCCAAUAGCAAGAUGUUGCGUCUCUACUGCUUAAAGGAAUGGCACAAAUGAAUCUAACUGCAAAAAAAAAAAAAA